This is a messenger RNA of Rubroshorea leprosula, 2640 nucleotides long. The record is from the annotation of a GenBank genome assembly. NCBI's taxonomy places the organism in Eukaryota, Viridiplantae, Streptophyta, Magnoliopsida, Malvales, Dipterocarpaceae.
CAAAAGAGAAAGGAAAACAAAGAAAAACAAGAGGCAAUCACUUCAUCACAAAAUCACCAAAAUACCCCUAAUUCAUCGAUCUAUUUCAAAAAUUACAAUUUCCAUUUUUUUUUAAUUAAAAAAAUAAAGCUUUCUUUCUCCACCUGUUUCCUGCUUCCCUUUUGCCUGUCGAUGGAGCUGCCGAGGCGCCAAGAUCAGGGCCUCCCUGAGAGGAAGGGACAGAAGCGAAAACUGGAGGAAGAAACUAAAGAGGAGCCGGAGAUUUCCUUUCCGCCGUCCGGCGACACUCGUCACGCUCUCCUCUGCGAGGUAACUGCUCAGGUUAACGUCCUCAAUUCCACCUUCUCUUGGCGUGAAGCCGAUCGCGCUGCUGCUAAGCGCGCUACUCACGUCCUUGCCGAACUCGCCAAGAAUGAGGAAGUUGUGAACGUCAUCGUUGAAGGCGGUGCUGUUCCGGCUCUGGUGAAGCAUCUGCUGGCGCCAUCGUCCUGUGAAGGCGAUCCGACCCCGAAGCCCUUCGAGCAUGAGGUGGAGAAAGGAAGCGCUUUCGCUCUUGGACUUCUUGCCAUAAAGCCAGAACAUCAGCAACUUAUUGUUGACUCUGGAGCCUUAUCACAUCUUGUGGCUUUGUUGAGGAGACAUAAAGAUGGUUCUAGUUCUCGUGCUGUGAUUAGUGUUAUCAGAAGAGCAGCUGAUGCUAUUACCAAUCUUGCUCAUGAGAAUAGCAUCAUUAAAACACGUGUUAGGAUGGAAGGUGGAAUUCCACCUCUUGUUGAGUUACUUGAAUUUACUGAUACAAAGGUGCAAAGAGCAGCUGCUGGGGCAUUACGAACCCUUGCAUUUAAAAAUGAUGAAAACAAGAAUCAGAUUGUUGAAUGCAAUGCCCUGCCCACUCUUAUUUUAAUGCUGAGAUCAGAGGAUGCCGCUAUACACUAUGAAGCAGUUGGUGUAAUUGGAAAUCUGGUUCAUUCAUCGCCAAACAUUAAGAGAGAAGUGCUUGCUGCUGGGGCUUUGCAACCUGUCAUUUCUCUGUUGAGCUCCUGCUGCUCAGAGAGCCAAAGGGAGGCAGCUUUAUUACUAGGACAGUUCGCUGCAACUGAUUCUGAUUGCAAGGUUCAUAUUGUGCAGAGGGGUGCUGUUGGGCCCUUAAUUGAGAUGCUUAAAUCUCCAGACGUACAGUUGAGGGAAAUGUCAGCCUUUGCUUUGGGGAGAUUGGCACAGGACACCCACAACCAAGCUGGUAUUGCACAUAAUGGGGGAUUAGUGCCACUGCUGAAGCUUCUUGAUUCAAAAAAUGGAUCUUUGCAACAUAAUGCUGCAUUUGCUCUUUAUGGUCUGGCAGAUAAUGAGGAUAAUGUGUCUGAUUUUAUUAGGGUGGGUGGUGUGCAAAAGCUGCAAGAUGGAGAGUUUAUUGUUCAAGCUACAAAAGAUUGUGUGGCCAAGACAUUGAAAAGAUUAGAGGAGAAGAUUCAUGGCCGUGUUUUGAACCAUUUGUUAUAUCUGAUGCGUAUAUCAGAGAAGCCAGUCCAGAGACGAGUUGCUUUAGCUCUUGCCCAUCUUUGUUCCCCAGAGGACCAGAGAACCAUAUUUAUUGAAAAUAAUGGUUUGGAGUUGCUUCUUGGGCUUCUUGGUUCUGCGAGCCCAAAGCAGCAAUUUGAUGGUGCUGUGGCUUUAUACAAGUUGGCCAACAAAGCUAUGACUCUUUCUCCUAUUGAUGCAGCUCCCCCUUCUCCAACACCACAGGUUUAUUUGGGGGAGCAAUAUGUAAAUAAUGCUACUUUGUCGGAUGUUACCUUUCUUGUUGAAGGUAGACGGUUCUAUGCUCAUAGAAUUUGCCUUCUUGCUUCUUCAGAUGCAUUUCGUGCAAUGUUUGAUGGUGGCUAUCGGGAGAAGGAUGCAAGGGAUAUUGAAAUUCCAAACAUUAGAUGGGAGGUUUUUGAGUUGAUGAUGAGGCACUCUUAUCUUAUCCAGCGUAUUAUUCCCGAAAUCCGCAAUUACUUUGCCAGAGCACUUACAAAACCUAACCAACAUAACCUGCGGCAGUAGAUGACUGGCGUUUAACCCUUUUGAUCUCUAACUAGAAGUUGUGUACAGAAUAUAGCAGAUCUAGAUGUUCUAAAGCGAGUUGAAGGUUCUAAUCGGUUCCUCUUAGGAUGGCUCAUGUUCAUUUCCUAAUGCUUACGCUCGUGCCAUAUUGCCUGUAGAGGAACUGUAAGUUUCCUCUUUAAUUCUUUGUCUUGGAUAUUGUCACCAGCCUUCAACGAACACUAUAAUCAGCUUGCAUUUUGUGAUAGAUAUACAAUUCUGAAGUACUCUGAUCCCUUUUUUCGCCAAGUUAUUAUUUAUUGAAACGGCAUUGUAGGCUUCUUGGUGUUGAACUCCGUAAGACUUAGUAGUGCAUUUCAAAAAAAAGGUUUCCAUAUCUUGUGGAAUUCAUUGGUGUCCCUGUUCUUAUGCAUAUAUGCGAAAGUGUAUUUUAGUUAGGCCCUCCAGUUUUAAAUUCAUGUUUGGCUGUCAAAAAAACUAGUGAAUUUGAUUGAUGUAUUGAUCUAAACUUAUUGUACAUUUUAACAACUUAGUAUGCAUGUAUUCUGAACUUUAUAUUACAGAAGGUUCAUCUACCUGCACAUGUUAUUUCAA